Messenger RNA from Paramuricea clavata, 16867 nucleotides. NCBI's taxonomy places the organism in Eukaryota, Metazoa, Cnidaria, Anthozoa, Malacalcyonacea, Plexauridae. The record is from the annotation of a GenBank genome assembly.
CUUCUUACUUUGUUUUCAGGAAAGUCAAACAGCCAAUGCUCAACAUGUCGAUAAAUGGGGCGAGCUGGAAGAAAAAUGUUCGCGUAUGAUUAACGAUUCAAAAGAUAUGGAAAAUAGGUAAUUUCAUUCACCAAAGAAAUGCAAAUAAAUCACCACAGCUAGAAAGAGCAUAUAUACUAAAAUGAGUAAAGUUUGGUUACGAAAUGUUGUAAAAUGCUGAAAAUAUAUAGCCUUGCAAAACUUGCACCUUGCACAUAGCAACACAUCUUCACACAUAGCAGUACAUGACAACACAUCCUCACACAUUGCAAUACAGGGUGUAUAAAGGUAAUCGAACUUCAGCGCGCUAUUAUACGUGAAUUACUCUGCGUAUGAACAAUUGGUUUUCAUAUUCGGAAAGAUCAGGCUUUUAGCUAUUGAAUGACAUGCUUUUUGUACCAAGUGGAGAAAAAAUAAGCAUGUACGAGGCCGAUUAAAAAUGUUAGUCAAAAUCGCAUAUUUUCACCUCUGUGCCUAAUUAAAACAAUGCAUAACAAAAGAAAAAAGCAAUUAAUCGCGAACGUGUCGUAGCUUAGUGUGCAGUUUAAGUGAAAUUCAUUAACUUAAGUCCUAAAGGGAAUUCAUUUUCAAUGGUUUUAGACCUAACUCUCAACGGUGAAAAUAUGCGAUUCUGACUAAGAUUUUUUAUCGGAUUCGUAUUUGCUCAUUUUUUAUCCAUUUGGCAUGAAGAAGAUGUCAUUUAACAACUAUUAGCAUGAUCUUUCCGAAUGUGAAAAAAUCUCGUUCAUACUUAGAGUAAUUCAGAUACAAUAGCGCGCUGAAGUUCGAUUACCUUUUUUUUUAUACACCCUGUACAUCUUCACAAGGGUGGGUUGACUAUACAACAUUUUUGUAGUUCGCUAUAACUACAGCUACUUCAAAGAUAUGUAGUCAGCUACAAGUACUGCUACUUUUGAACAAAGGUAGUUCGCUGCUGACUACAGCUACUGCUUAAAAAAUGUAGCGAACUAUUUCGCUAUUUCGCUACGCUAUAUUUUUAGUUUUACUAUAUUUGGAGCAUCUACUAACUCAGGCUGUAAUGUAAUCUAUGGCCAUCUAUAACAAAUCGACUUACGAGUAGCAACGGUAAACACAAAGCAACAUUUUUGUAAGCACUACAGUGUUCAGGAGUGCAAAUUGACUAUUGAGUAUUGAUUUUAAGCAAACCGUGUCUCAAUAUCAUGCUAUUCUAUCAAGUUGCUAACAAUUUUUAAAAGUAGCGAAUAGCGAUUCGCUGUUUGAAAAGUAGUCAACUACUUGGCUACUUUUAGGCAAAAUGUAGUUCGCUAUAACUACAGCACUGUUUUAAAAAAGUAGUCAAAAACUACUGGCUACUUGAAAAUUAUAGUUCGCUACAGUAGCGAACUACAACUACUUCGCUACAACCCACCCUUGCAUCUUCACAUAUAGAAACACUUAGUCACACAUAUCAACGCAUCCUCAAACAUAGCAGCACAUAGCAACGCAUAUAGUCGCAUAGCCACACAUUUUGUAUACUUUUGCAUAUUACGUGCGGAAAUUGCUACCACAUUUGGACCGAAAAUGGUCACCAAGGCUUAAACUACCGUAAAUCUCCGACUAUAAGCCCCGCCCCCGAAUAUAAGCCCCCGUGUAUAAACCCACCACAUGUACUAACGCUCACCUCAUUCCAAAUAUAAGCCCCCCCCCCAGAAUAUAACCCACCCGAAUAUAUGCCCCCCGAAUAUAAGUCUCCCAAUUAAUAUAAGCCCAGUAAUCGCUGCUUAAUACACGUUUAUUUCCCUGUUUAUGACUCACUUGUUUAUGUCUGACUUGUUUAUUACUAACACAAAAGAUCGUUCAUGUAUAAGCCCACCCGUAUAUAAGUCCCUCCCCUUGUAUAAGCCCAUCAAAAAUCGCUUACGAAAUUAUAUAAGCCCAGGGCUUAUAGUCGGAGGUUUACGGUAUAAGAAAAUGCCUGUUGCCAGCUUCUAACAUAAAGUUGCCAUCAUGCAAACUCUAUUUAGAGGCACUUUUUGCCAGCCUGGCCGGCCGGCCGACUUAGUAAAUAAAAAGCCAUUGUUGUACUAUUGUACUAUAGGUUACAUGAAGUAUCCAAGGAGAAGGGCGCUGUUGAAGAGACUAUGCAACAGAUUAGUCAGCAACUUGUCACGUGCGAAAGCAAAAGGUAAACCAGAUUUGCAUUGGUGAAAACGCACAAGUUUGUUUCAGAUCUGCAAAUAAGUUGUAGCAAGGUUGUUGUCAAGCCGAUAUCAGGAUGUGUUCGCACUGCUUGUUCCCAGUUGUUGUGACAAGUCUGGAAACAAGUUGUUAUCAUCUUGUUACAAGGUUGAUGACGGUAACAGACUUGCUACAAGUUGUUCCAACAAGACUGUUAUGGUGCGUUAUUUAUGCGUCAAAUAUAUUUUCCAGUUAGGUAUAUUUUCAACCUUUAGGCUUCGGGUUCAAAUUAUAUUAACGCUACCGUAACACAAAUAGCAUGAAACCUUAUACCUUUUAUAUAUUUUAUUUACUUUCAACAAUAUGAAUUAGCGUCUCUAUAAUGUUAUAAUAAUAUAGUAAUCUUAAUAUAUCAACUUAUCUCUCUAUUUGUUUGAGCUGAGCACAACUUUGAAUCUUUAUUCUUUAUACUUUGUAUUCCGUCUUCUUUAAUAAUAAUUAUUCCACAAUAUUCCAAUGUUCUUCAGUUUACUUGACGAGGCUUAAUUAUCUAGCCUUUUAAUUAUAUACUUCAGCCUUUGUUGACUUAUGAAGUAUUUUAGCCUAAAUGGCUCUUCUCACUUCACUCUCCGCUCUCAGGUUGUGCUCAGCUUUUAUAAUAAAUUUUAGAGGAAGAAAUCUGUAACUAUGACUAAUUUCCUCUACGCAAUAUGUUUGUCAAAGCAAGUUCUAGCAGUGUUUAUCAACCACAAAACUAUGUCCUGUUUGCGAGGUUUGUGGUACUAGGCGUUUCCCGUGGUUCUUUAAUCUCUCUAAAUAUUUGCUUAUUCAUGCGAGGAAGGUUGCCUAAGGUCUUCCUCUUAUAAUUAUAACAGUAUACUGAAUAUAUAGUAUUGAAUAUAGUAUUGAAUAUAUUAAAUAACAUGGUAUAACACUGCCAUGUUACAAAGACUAAUACAGGCUUUUCGUAACAAGUUGCUACGAGCUUGUUGUCUCAACUUGUUAACAACUUGCUUGUGUGAUGUUACUCUGAGUGUAUAUCCACACCGGGCAGGCUUGAAAAAUAUGCCUGGCCACGGUGGGAAUCGAACCUACGACCUUUGGAAUACCAGCCGCAUGCUAGCCUGCCCGGUGUGGAUAUACACUCAGAAUAACAUCACACAAGCAUCUUAUUCACCUGAGUACAUUACACCAACACAGCAAAUAUCAUGCUUUUUAACAACUUGUUACGUGCAGACGCGAUACUACUGAUCAGACUUGUUGGUCUCAUCAACCUUGUUACAAGAUGAUAACAACUUGUUUCAGACUUGUCAACAAGCAAUGUGAACACAUCUUGUCGACGGCGGUAGUUAAAAAAUCAAAGGCCUUCGAGGCCGACUCACGGAUGAGAUCAAAUUAAUUAAAGGGGGAUAUGAUUUACAGCAGUUUUUUACAAAUGGGAACCGUGCAAGGGCAAGGACAUUAUUUGGUAAAACACGACAUAAUAUAAAAUCUUCCCGAAGAUCUUACAGGUUUAAACAGUUUAAUUUUAACGACAUCCUCGAUUUUAACAAUAAGGGACCGGUCAUUAAUUAUGGAAGGGGGGAGGGGAGGAAAAAAAUAAGGGGGGCAUAUGUAGAAAUGACUAGAAGGGGGGCUAUUAAAUUUUUUCAAGAAAAUGACAGGGGGUGUUGCAAUUAAACUUAAAGGAAUUUGCUUAAUAACCUGGUAUCCAUUUGGUUGUAAAUGUUGCAACUAAAUCAUGGUCACUGAUGUGAAAUAGUCUGGAUUCAUCUUGUCUUGUGUGUGCUGUAUGCAAAUCAGUCUUUACGGAUUGCAGACUAGUUAAAUUGACAAUGUAUUAUUACAUCAGCUCUUGAUGUGGUUAAAUACAUUUAAAUUAAGCAAGGUUAACGGCGUUUGUAUUAUGCAGGCCACAUCCGCUGCUGGGAAUCUGUGACGUCAUAUCGAUCAAAGGGGGUUGUUUCAUGCCUUGUGAUCAGUGCUUCAGUCUGGGUAUUCAUUCUACCAUUGUAUGCUUUGCCUAACUGCAGCAAGUUUUGCGCUUCGAUACCUUUUCCCGACCCACCCACCCAUGUUCAUUCUAAAAGAUUUUAUCUGGUAGCUAGUAUAUGUCAUUUUUAUAUAAUUUUUAAUCUCACACAAAAUAGGAUGUAUAGACCACUAUACACUGUCGCAGGUAUGCCUUGGCAGAAUUGUCAUUGCUAUCUCCUUUUGCUGCUAAUUUUACUGAUUGUUGCUCUCAUUGUUGCCGCGCAGCUGCUAUGGCAAUACUUCGUACCAUCAAGUCUAGUUGCAGCCUUAAACAUGGUUACAAUCGCCCAGACCAAAUGGAAACCUGAUUUUAGUGUUAUAUAUAAAAAUACUCCUCUUUUAAUUACAAUUUUCUGCUAAUAAAUAUAUAUUUUUGGUCGACGUUAAUAUCUUGCCAGUUCCAUAUUCUUACUUAAUAAUUAAUACUAUAACGCCUGGGUAUCCCCAUUUGACGAGUAAAAAUGAAAAUGGGGGGGGGUCAAAGAAAAAUAUUCUAAUAUGCAGGGGGGGCCAUCAUUAAAUUUCUGCCAUUUAGGGGGGGGGCUUUCAAUUUUAAAAAUUUAGAAAAGAAAAAAUUCCCCUCCCCCUUCCAUAAAUAAUGACCGGUCCCUAACCAAUAUCAACAGUCUUGAAAAAACAAUCUGAAUAGAUUAUUAUAAAACUACACACUAUCAAAGCAAAUCUAUAUAAAAGUACAAUAACCGUAGCUGUCAGGUGUGUAUAGUGUUCAACAGAAUAACUAUAAGUAUCAAGCUGUACCUAAUACAGUCAGUAUCAGUACAUCCAAUGACCGUGGCUUUCCGAUAUGUACAGUGUUAAACAGACUGACAAUUUAAACAUGAUAACUAUAAUAAGUAUAAAGCUGUCCCCAAUGUAAUAUAUCAAAUGACCGUAGCUGUCCGAUCUACAGUGUUGAACAGGGCAAUCUAAACAUGAUAGCUAUAAGUAUAAAGCUGUAACCAAUACAGUACAUGCUGCAUCAACGACCGUAGCUGUACGAUGUACGAUGUACAGUGUUGAACAGAAAAAUUUAAACAGAACAACUAUAAAACAGCACCCUUAUUGAUACAACGGUACAGGUAGCUGUCCAAUGGCAGUAAAGUGUAAGUAAAUCCAGGUGGUAAUGCUGCCUCAGUGUCCAAUGCUCUUUUUCUUUUUAGACCAUUUAUAAUUGUUACCAAACUGUGAAUAAACAUAAAUAUCUACAUUGAAAAGGGAAUGGCUGCAAAAAUUUCAAUAUCAGUCCCCCACACACCACUGUUCCUCAUGUUGCUUAUGGCUCAAUAAUGAUCUACUGAACUAUUCAUAUAUGGUCUAAGGACAUGUUCUAUACUGUUCAUGUGAUCCACUAUUUUUUGUCUUAAAAUCAUGUGGUAUGUUUGUCUACCGGUUAAAAUAUAUGACAGUGCUCUAAAUAAACAAUUGCCAUCCCCUGUAUUAAAUCCGACAGAGUUUCGUUGGAUUAACUAGUGGUUUUGAUGUUGUUUCAUUGCGUCUAAAUAUAAGUGGGACAUUCAUCAAAGAGCAUAAGGACAGCUGAAAUUCUCCUGAUAGAGGAUAAAAAUGAAGCGAUCUAUCGAUACACUGCUGAGACUCGUCCGUGCCAGCUGAUACUAGGCUACAGUGCAAGCGCAGUCAUGUGAAAUAUACAACGGCAAGUCAGCAACGUGACUUUAAUACAAAGAUUUUGUGUCGUGUUGCUUCGAAUAAGACAAAUAUGUCCUUUGUAUUCCGUGACAGCUAAAACAUGAAUUAUUUAAUUUAAAUAACAUGAUUAAAUUUGGUAAACAAAAAACUCUUUCAAUCGACAGAAACUAUGGAAACAGUGUUGAAACGGUGUUGACGACAGAAACUAUGGAAACAGUGUUGAAACGGUGUUGAAACACAGCUGACAGAGGCGCUCGAAAGGCACCAGAAAAUGUGAACACUUGUAUAUAUAUUGAACAAAAUAGUGUUAAUAUUUCAGCUAAAAGGUAGAUCAGUGUGUUAACAGCAGAUCUGUUGGGUGAAGUAGAAAAACAGAUAACAAUUAAGUCAACUAACCCUCACCUUUUAAUUUAGCACACGCUUGUCAAAAAGUCAAAAGUUGAAAAGAACGUGAAGCGUGCUCCAGCCCAAUUUCCGGUUCCAAAAGACCCGUUCGCAGGCAAACACUGCGCGCAAAGCAGGCUGGUCAUUUCCCAUUGUUUAACUGCCCCACUCAAGUAAACCACAAAGACUCACAGAUGUUGCUUCGCAACAUCCGUGAGUCAAUGAAGUCGAAAAAAUGUCCGAAAUUUAUUUUUGUCGGACAUUUUUCCGGGCAAUUUAUUUCACGAGAUUGCUGACAGGGUGUUGUGUGGAAAUUUACAAAAUGUAAUUUAUUUGACUUAUUCAUUUUUAGAAAUGCUUUGGAAGUUGAUUUGAAAAUUGAACGGGAUUGGAGGUCUGGACUUCAGGAAGAACUCAUGCGAGUGAAUGAAAACCUCUCGCAAAUGGAAGGACGAGCUCGCGAUUUGGAGGAAUUGAAACAGGUAUUGAGACAGCGAGUAUAACACUAUUUAUACCGGAUAGCUCUAUCUGUUUUAAGUUGUUCUUCCUAGACGUCCAGUAAAAGUACUGCACAGCCUGCACUCUCUUAUUCAGACUCUUCCCUUAUCGAUCCAGUGUUAUAUACUACAUUUACAGGAGGAAACCUAAACUAGACUAAAUUUAAGCCUGGUUCACAUAUGCCUGCGGUAUGCCUGCGACUGUAUCAUUAUGCCUCUACUUGCCGCCGAAAUACCGGCAAAGUUGAACUCAGGUCAACCUUCCCGGCCUACCGCCGAUGUAACUGUGGCACUGGAGGCAAUCGGUGAACAAAUAUUCACAUAAUUCACGUUUUAAGCUACCACCGGCAUCGUCGCCGGUACGUCGCAGGCACGUCGCAGGCAUAUAUGUGAACCAGGCUUUAUUUAUACUGAAUAGCUCUAUCAGUCUAAACUGUUCUUAGGUAUAGAACUAGUCUAAUUGAAAGUACUCUGCUCACAUUCGACUGAGCAAAAUUAUAAUCGCACAACGACAUACUGCUGGAACAUACCCGCACACCCGAUUACCUAUAUAUACAUGAACUUGUGCUGCAUUUUUCGCAGUCGUUCCUGGUUAGGUCUUAAAAUGUAUAUAUUCUCACUUGGAUUACAAACCCUAACAUCCUAAAUGCUGGAAUUGAAACCCUCUCUCUCAGGUGAAAGACACGCCCCCACACGAUACGAGCAGGAAAUAGCUAAAGUUACUAAAUUUCUAAACCGUCUUUGUAUUUAGAAGUACGCGUCUUUGCAAGAAGCUCACGAGGAAUUGAAGAAAUCAUUCCUGGAACAAGAAACGGUCAGCCUAUACCGUAGCUAUUUCUUAUUUUCUUUUGUUCAUUUGUUUAUUUAUUGCUUCGUAUAUUUAUGUAUUUAUCAAUAUGAGUAAUACGGUUAUCACACUAUUAAGCUUGUGAAUAACUAACCCACUAAAAUAUUUGUUUUAUUAAUGUUGAUGCUUGUCUUAUUGUUGUUGUAUUGUCUCACUUUUAGGCCUUGAUAGAAAUGGGAAACACGCUAAGCAGGUACGAUAUGGCUAUUCUAUGACGUUAAUUGAGGACAAAUUAAAUAUAGCGUUAAUGUGUCAUGCAUGGCCAGAAAUGAAAGGAAAAAAAAUAUUCUCCUUCCUUCGUAAUUUGCACAUUACGUUGAAAUAUGGCUUCAACUGCAUGUAAAUAGUGAAUUACAUAAUGUGAUGUUGUUAAUCGCAAAAUCUGAGAGUAAAGUAGGUCGUUUGCAACUUGCCUCAAUCGUUGGUUGUAAAACAAAAUCUGUCGAAGUAUUUAAUGUAAUGUUGACCUGAUUACAGUUACUGCCUAUUCUGCAUUUUCAAUAUUUUUACAGAGGUUAGUUUUUACGACAUUUGUCUAUUUAACUCUAUAUAUGAAUACCGCACUAUUGCCAGUAGGAACAAACGAAAAUGCAGAAUAGACAGUAACUUACAGCAGGCAAACAUUACAACCAACAAUGGGUGAUUCCAGCUGUAGACUAAAUUUUGAUCAAGGCAAGAAGAAUGAAAUCCAACACCACAGCUAGAAAGCGCGUCUUAGAAUGAGUAAAACUGCAAAGAUUGGUUGCUAAAUGUUGUAAAAUGAAGAAAAUAUAUAUAACCCUGUGAAGUUCGCAAAUUAUGUAUAUAUUUGUAUUACGCGCGGUGAAAAUAACCAAUUCCAUCUUUCGGCUCAAAAAUGGUUAUUUUUCCCGCGCGUAAUGCAAAUAUAUACAUGCAGAACUUGCGAACUUCAUAGGUCUAUAUUUUCCUCAUUUUACAACAAUUCGCAACCAAACUUUGCAAUUUUACUCAUUUUAAGAUGCUCUUUCCAGCUAUUCUUGUCUAGAUCAAAAUUUCGUCUAUAGCUCCGGAAUCAUCCAUUUACGCAAAUUGUAUUUUCGACCUAUCGUAUAUAUUCUCUGAUUUUGCGAUUUACAGCAUCGCAUAAUAUAAUUUACUCAUGUUUACUCAUGCAGAAGCCAUGUUUCAAAGGGUUAUGCAACUUAUGCAUCGAUGAUGUGCAAAUUAGUAAGCAAGUUUAGAAUAAUCGUGUCCGUGCUUUCUGGCCAUUUAUUUCGUUAUUUCCAUUUAUAAAUGCAAUAAUUUUUAGUUCUCAUUUGAAAGUCGUCGAGAUGAAAGAAGCUCAUCAAAAUAUGAAGGUAUGUAAUCAAAUUGAAUUAUGGUUUUAACUAAGCAUGCUUGUCAAUAACCUGAAAUUAUUUUGAAGUGAUGUUUUUGAAAUUAUAAUAUAAGGCUAAUUUUUUACGAUCUCAAUUUUACCAAAAUUAAAAACCACAUUAUUCAAUUCAAAAUAUUUUUUUUAAAUUUACAUGUUCAGGACAUGAAGUGGGCCGAUGAUAAAGACACGGACCAUUGUCAGUUGUGUAAACAAGCAUUCUCAAUUUCUCGUCGAAAAGUAAGUAAAUUAAUGUAUUUAGAACUGCUGGGAAAUUCGUUUUGAUCAAGUCCUAGGACUGGAAGAAGUUUGAUCAAGUCCUAGGACUGGAUGAAGUUUCAUCAAGUCUUAGGACUGGAUGAAGUUUGAUCAAGUCCUAGGACUGGAUGAAGUUUUAUCAAGUCCUAUAUAGGACUGGAUGAAGUUUGAUGAAGUCCUAGGACUAGAUGAAGUUUGAUCAAGUCUUAGGACUAGAUGAAGUUUGAUCAAGUCUUAGGACUAGAUGAAGUUUGAUCAAGUCCUAGGACUGAAUGAAGUUUUAUCAAGUCCUAUAUAGGACUGGAUGAAGUUUGAUCAAGUCCUAGGACUGAAUGAAGUUUGAUCAAGUCCUAGGACUGAAUGAAGUUUGAUCAAGUCUUAGGACUGGAUGAAGUUUUAUCAAGUCUUAGGACUGGAUGAAGUUUUGAUCAAGUCCUAGGACUGGAUGAAGUUUGAUCAAGUCCUAGGACUGGAUUGAAACACAGCUUAUUGCAAAUUGACUGUUUUUACGAGUCAUUCGCGACUAUUUAAGCCGAGGCGUAUUUUCGCUCGUAUAAAUUGCGCUAGUAUUAUGUACUUGCAAAGCUACAGUGAUGAACAUUCGAGCUUGUGUGAAAGUUUUGCCUAAAGCAAAUCUACAAACAUCGUUUUUUUCUGCAAAACCAAACAAUUAUAUUUACUAUUAGUAUUUAGUGCAAAGAACUUAUGAGUCUCUCUAGAACAAAUUUGUUACGCUGUCACUGCGCAAUGUCAACAAUAUUUUACAACAGCUGUAGCUUGAGAUCUUGCUUUAUUCAUGGCUGGGAACUCCGUCCACGUGUUUGUAUCAAAAUUGAAACAUUCACAAUAUCUAAUAUCUGAAAACAUAUCUUUCGCCCCACCCAGUACGAUAAUACUAUCACCAACGGUCACCGCUGUGCAACUGUAUCGCUUCUUUUGCAUCGCGGGCAACAUGCGAUAACUUCCUGUUGUCACAUUAUACAACAACACUGUAUUCAAAGCCUUCUCUUCAUUAUCUUGCCCGCCAAGGACGAUCACAUUGUCUUUCCAAGUUACUGUUGCCAUCUUUGUUACCGGAUAUGGAAGUCGACCGAGCUCUGUACAAGUAUUGGUUGCUGGGUCAAACACGAGGACAGUGUCUAUUGCGUCUCGUUGAGACCUAGUCGUACUGCCACCAAUGAUGUAUAUCUUGUCAUUGAUUAUCUCGGCACCAUGGCAACAUAUUGGUCGAGGCAUGGUGGCUAGCAACCUUGACGUAAAGGGAGGGAUCAGUUGAAUUUCAUGUAUGGUAUCGUAGACAGUUCGGGGAUAAGAAAAACCGCCGAUAACAAGAAUGCGAUUCUGGUAUACCACACAUACAUGAUGAGCACAUCCUGUUGGUAAUUUCAAUUGAGAUUCAACCCAAUGUCCAUCUUGUUGAUAAAGAUUUAAUUUCUCGACGCUGUCAUGGUCGGAGAUAGAAGCUCCCCCAGUCACAAGCAUGUGACCUUGGUAUAAGACUGAACUCGCUCCAUGCCUAUCUGUAUUCAUUGCUGAGAGUGGCCGCCAUGUUUUGCUUGCCAUAUUGUACACUUCGACCAGCGUACAAAUAAUCCCACCAGCAACAACUAUUUCGGCUUGCGAUUCCUGAGCAUUGCUGUCGUGACCGGUUCGCAUAUUUUGUUCAAUUCUCACGAUAUUUGACAUCACACUGUCCAUCAUUUUAAACAUUUCGUCUUGGGAAGAGCAAAACUUAUCAAUUUGACGUUUCAUAUCAGUAAUCUCGGCUUUCAUUUGACGAAUUUCGUUUCUCGCUGGACACGCAUGCUGGGUGAUUAAGUUCUUAUGCAGUACCAUUUCGGCGCAGUAGUCACACUUGACUCGUCGAAAAUCGCAGACUUUACUUUCGUGAAUUUCUUUAUAGCGUCGAAUAACCAUUUUCUCGCAUUGAUCGUUUGAACAUGGCACUGAACUGAAGUCACAAGUUGCUGCGUGCGCCUCGAGUAAGCCAAGUUCGACAACCUUGCGACAACCACGCUGAGAAUUCUCGCACGAAAUCUUCAAACACGACAGAGUGCUGGCCAGAAAACGCUGGGGUUUACGCAGUGUCUCUACGGUCAAACGGUCUUCACAUGUUGGGCAAUUUCUCGAACGUUUCAGGUGUUCAGUGAUACAAUUUCUACAGAAAUGAUGUUCAUUCCUGCGACAUUGCACCGGGUCUUCGCGCAAUGGAGAUUUUCAUCAACUUUUGUUUCAAACCGUCUAUUUUUAUAGCCUGUUGCCAUGUUGCCAUGCUUUACAUUCUCAACGUUUUUGAACUGGUCUUUUAUCGAACUAUGAUCGACACAACAGCCUAUUAUCACACCAGACAAGGACGUGUAGAUCAUAUGGAUCGAAUUUCGCGUCAAACUCUCAAUUUUGCCUGAGGCGAUGGCUCAGGACUGGAGUGUGAUAUGGGAAUUGAAAUCUGAUCGGAACUUUAUUCAAUUUUUGGACUUGACCAAACUUCAUAGCUUCAUACAGUCAUACUUGCCGAGUCCUAGGACUUGAUCAAAACUUCAUCUUCAUACAGUCAUACUUGCCGAGUCCUAGGACUUGAUCAAAACUUCAUCCAGUCCUAAGACUUGAUCAAACUUUAUCCAGUCCUAGGAAUUGAUCAAACUUCAUCCAGUCUUAGGACUUGAUCAAACUUCAUUCAGUCCUAAGACUUGAUCAAACUUUAUCCAGUCCUAAGACUUGAUCAAAGUUUAUCCAGUCCUAAGACUUGAUCAAACUUCAUCCAGUCCUAAGACUUGAUCAAACUUUAUCCAGUCCUAGGACUUGAUCAAACUUCAUUCAGUCCUAAGACUUGAUCAAAGUUUAUCCAGUCCUAAGACUUGAUCAAACUUCAUCCAGUCCUAGGACUUGAUCAAAGUUUAUCCAGUCCUAAGACUUGAUCAAACUUUAUCCAGUCCUAGGAGUUGAUUAAACUUCAUCCAGUCUUAGGACUUGAUCAAACUUCAUUCAGUCCUAAGACUUGAUCAAAGUUUAUCCAGUCCUAAGACUUGAUCAAACUUCAUCCAGUCCUAGGACUUGAUCAAACUUCAUCCAGUCCUAAGACUUGAUCAAACUUUAUCCAGUCCUAAGACUUGAUCAAACUUCAUCCAGUCCUAAGACUUGAUCAAACUUUAUCCAGUCCUAAGACUUGAUCAAACGAUUGUAGCAUUUUGAAGUUUGAUCAAGUCCUAGGACUGGAUGAAGUUUUAUUCAAGUCCUAGGACAGGACUGGAUGAAGACAUAAACGUUGAUCAAUUCCUAGGACUGGAACAAGUUUGAUCCCAAGUUUUACUAUGGACAUCGAUGAAGUUUGAUCAUAUUUAAAAUCCUCAUAUUGUGCUCCCGUCUUUGCCCUUUGGGCUUCGCCUCAAAAUGAGACUGGAAAACGAAAUUCGAUAUUAUCUAGAUGGCAUGCACCGGAUUAAUGUCUAUAACAACGCAAAUUUGUCAUAAUUUGACAGAAUUUGUCGUAUGAUGGUUCAAAUUUCAUAAAGGCGAAUAGAUACAGCCAAACAUUGUCGAUUAUUUACUAUUCUUAAUUUAAAACAAAGUUUUGAAAAACGUUGAGAGACACGGAGUGUAAAGCGAUGGCAACAGGCCACGAAGAUACAAGGUUUGAAACACAAGUUGAUGAUAAUCUUCAUUGCGUGAUUUGCACUGAAGUAUUGAAAGACCCGGUGCAAUGUCGCAGGAAUGAACAUCAUUUCUGUAGAAAUUGUAUCACUGAACAUCUAAAACGUUCGCGAAAUUGCCCAACAUGUAAAGAACGCUUGACCGUAGAGACACUAGGCGAACCUCAGCGAUUCUUGGCCAGCACUCUGUCGAGUUUGAAGAUUUCGUGCGAGAAUUCCGAGCGUGGUUGUCGCAAGGUUGUCGAACUUGGCUCACUUGAGGCGCACGUAGCAAUUUGUGAUUUCAGUCCGGUGCCAUGUUCAAACGAUCAAUGUGAGGAAAUUGUUAUUCGACGCGAUAAAGAAACUCACGAAAGUAAAGUCUGCGAUUUUCGACGAAUCAUGUGUCACCACUGCGCCAAAAUUGUACUGUAUAAGAACUUUACUCAGCACACGUGCCCAGAAAGACACGAAGUUCGUCAAAUGAAUGCCGAGAUUACUGUUAUGAAACAUCAAAUUGAUAAGCUUUGCUCUUCCCAAGAUGAAUUGUUUAAAAAGAUGGAAAAUGCGAUGUCAAAUCUUGCGAUAAUUGAACGAAAUAUGCGAGCCGGUCGUGAAAGCAAUGCUCAGGAAUUGCAAGCCGAAAUAGUUGUCGCUGGUGGGAUUCUUUGCACGUCGGUCGAAGUGUUCAAUAUGGCAAGCAAAACAUGGCGGCCACUCUCAGCAAUGAACACAGAUAGACCUGGGGCAAGUUCAGUUUUAUACCAAGGUCACAUCCUUGUGACUGGGGGAGCUUCUAUCUCCGACCUUGACAGCGUCGAGAAAUUAAAUCUUGAUCAACAAGAUGGACAUUGGGUUGAAUCUCAAUUGAGAUUACCAGCACCGUCUGCUCAUCAUGCGUGUGUGGUAUAUCGGAAUCGUCUUCUUGUUAUCGGAGGUUUUUCCUGUCCCAGAGUUUACGAUACCAUACAUGAAAUUCAGCUGACCCCUCCCUUUACGUCAAGGUUGUUAACCACCAUGCCUCGACCAAUAUGUUGCCAUAGUGCCGAGAUAGUGAAUGACAAGAUAUACAUCAUUGGUGGCACUAAGACUGGGUCUCAUGAAAACGCGAAAGACACUGUUCUCAUGUUUGACCCAGCAACCAAUACUUGUACAGAGCUCAAUCGACUGCCAUACCGAGUAUCAAAAAUGGCAACAGUAACUUGGAAAGACAAUGUGGUUGUCCUUGGCGGGAGAGACAGAGAUAAACGACCUCUGGAUACAGCGUUGUUGUAUAAUGUUACCACGGGAAGUUAUCGCAUGUUGCCGGCGAUGCGAAGGAAGCGAUAUGGUUGCACAGCAGUGAUCGUCCGUGAUAACAUUAUCGUAAUGGGUGGCACAGAAAAUAUUCUUGCAGAUAUUAGAUAUUGUGAAUGUUUCAGUUUUGACACAAACACAUGGACAGAGUUCCCAGCCAUGAAUAAAGCAAGAACUUAUGCUACUGCUGUUGUGAAAUAUCGUUGAUAUCGUUGCAAAUAUAAACUCAAAGUAUAGACUCAUAACUGCCUAGUGGUUUAAUACAAUGUUUAAACAUUCUUUUUAUGGCUUGUUAACAAACUCUUCCGUGUAAAUGCUUCUUGUAUUUAAGUUGUUAAAUUCAUUUACGAUUAUUGAAAGUGUACAAAAAGUCCUCAAAAAGUGAAGUCGAUUAUAGUCGUCCUAGAUAGAAGUCGGAUACGUUUGAUUAAGUCUCAGGACUGGAUGAAGUUUUAAUCAAGUCCUAGGACUGGAUUAACUGAAGUUUUAAUCAAGUCCUAGGACUGGAUUAACUGUUGAUCAAGUCCUAGGACUGGAUAAGAUUUGAUCAAGUCCUAGGACUGGAUGAAGUUUGAUCAAGUUCUAGCACUGGAUGAAGUUUGUUCUAGUCUUAGGACAGAAUGAAGUUUGAUCAAGUCCUUGGACUGGAUGAAGGUUUGAUCAAGUCCUAGAACUGGAUUAGCUGUUGAUCAAGUCCUAGGACUGGAUAAGAUUUGAUCCUAGAACUGGAUGAGCUGUUGAUCAAGUCCUAGGACUGGAUAAGAUUUGAUCCUAGGACUGGAUGAAGUUUGAUCAAGUCCUAGGACUGGAUGAUGUUUUGAUCAAGUCCUAGGACUGGAUGAAGUUUGAUCAAGUCCUAGGACUGGAUGAAGUUUUAAUCAAGUCCUAGGACUGGAUGAUGUUUGAUCAAGUCCUAGGACUGGAUGUUGUUUUGAUCAAGUCCUAGGACUGGAUGAAGUUUGAUCAAGUCUUAGGACUGGAUGAAGUUUGAUCAAGUCUUAGGACUGGAUGAAGUUUGAUCAAGUCCUAAGACUGGAUGAAGUUUUGAUCACGUCUUAGGACUGGAUGAAGUUUGAUCAAGUCUUAGGACUGGAUAAAGUUUGAUCAAGGCUUAGGACUAGAUGAAGUUUGAUCAAGUCUUAGGACUGGAUAAAGUUUGAUCAAGGCUUAGGACUGGAUGAAGUUUUAAUCAAGUCCUAGGACUGGAUGAUGUUUGAUCAAGUCCUAAGACUGGAUGAAGUUUUAUCACGUCUUAGGACUCGAUGAAGUUUGAUCAAGUCUUAGGACUGGAUGAAGUUUGAUCAUACUUCUAUAUAUAAUUUUGUAAUUUUGGUUUAUUUUUCAGCACCACUGUCGCAAUUGUGGUGGAAUCUUUUGUAAUCCAUGUUCGGACAAUGAAAUGCCUCUACCAUCUUCAGCUAAGCCCGUUCGCGUCUGCGACAUUUGUUAUAAUACAUUACUACAGAGGUAUCAAAGUUGACAGCCAGCCUGACAACCAAAUAAUCUCAUGGAAAUUCAACGUCUACACAUUCGUCAGCUGUAUGUUUGUGACAUCGAUCUGUUGCAGAAAUUAUACCUCAAAGAUAUCAGUGUGAUUUAACUUAAGGCUGUUUUCCGUAUGGGCGUAAUGGUUCUUUGUCUCUUCGUCAUGAAAUACACGAAUGUAUAUAAAAUUAACAUUCGAUGAUUUGCUUCUGCAAAACCUUUCAAUUAUGUAAACAUGACGUCUUCGUAAUACUUUGUUGUAUACUUAAGUAAUUUAUGAUAAGUAUGUGUUGAAAAACGCUACACCUUACCAGCCUCGUCCCCAGGCUCCAACUCAUCAACGGCGCAGCAAAUCAAAGCGCCUGGGGACGAGGCUGACACCUUACAUACUUUGAGCAUAGAUAUCUUAUAUACACUAGAUAAUGCAUCUAAUUAUUCUACAUUUCAAAAAUUGAAAUGAGAAGAUUCGUAUGUUUUCUAUUUCUUAAACACGGAACUUAAAUAUUAAGGUAAACCCAUUCCAAAUACAUUUUUAAACUAUUCAAAUGAUGAAAGUUAUUGUUGUUUUUUAAGCGUUUAUUAGCGAGUGGGAAACACCAACAUGGCUGCCAUUUAUUCAAAUGGGGGUAACCGCUGGAAUAUUCUUGGCUUCAAUUUUACUAAAGGAGAUCGAUGCGCUAUCUAUAGUCUAUAUAAGAUAUCUAUGACUUUGAGGUGCUUUGAACACCAGUGUUAAACAGCUGUCGAAUUUAUUAUCUUACUUCUCAAAAGGACUUGUAUUUAAAGACAAAUUCAAGGCGAUGAUAGUUGACGAGUUGAUUUAUGGCCGUUUUUUACCGUGGUUUGACCGUUUUCCCAGUUUCUGCUAACAAAUCGUUAAUGAGUGUGUUAAAACCUGGUUUCCAUAUGGUCGUAACGGUCGUAAAGAUUGAGUCACGAUCUUUCUCAUCUGCCGAAAUACAACAUUUUAGAACUGAAAAUACGCGGAGUGAUUAUAAACUGGCCGUUGAGAAAGAGCGUGACUCUUUUUACGACCAUUACGACCAUAAUGAAACCAGGCUUAAUCGUCUAAUUAUUUUGAAAUAUACGUGAUUACAUAAUCUUUGUUUUGUGAUGUCUCGUGUGGAACUAAUUAUAGUAAAGGCAAAUAAAAAUUCCGCUCCGCGCGCAAAAUUAAUUCCGGCUACACACGUAAAAACGCACAAAUUUGUUCACAAGUUGUGUUCGCACUGCUUGUUCCCAGUUAUUGUAACAAGUUUGGAACAAGCUGUUAACCCUG